AUGGCAACCGCUGAAGCAAAAAAGCCCAAGGCACCGAAUUGGACUGAAGAGGAAACGCUACAACUGGUGCAGGAGGUCGAGCUGCACAAACAUACCAUAAACAAAAAGUUUUCGAAAGACGUGACAACCCAAACGAAACGCAAAGCGUGGAAAGAGGUCACGCUAGUUUUGAACAGUAGGUUUCCCCACCACCACAGAUCGCAGGCAGGAGGCAAGAAGAGAUGGGACAACGUAUGCACGGGAAUGGGGCGGAGGCAAUACUCCGAAAUUCGAAAAAACAUGAACAAGACAGGUGAAAAGGGCCAGGUUGUAGAUAUACCGCCUGUCAUGUCCGCUGUCCUUGACGUCAUAGGGGCAGAGUCGGCAGGCGUCAUUGGGAUUGCUGGAGGGAUUGAUAGCGCAGAGACUCCAGAGGAACUGCUGAUGGCCACACAGCGAGAUGAGGGUUCCUCCACCAUUGACGCAGCUACUGACAUUCUCCCAGAUGAGCCAGCAGAACCAUUUGGGCCGUCCUUGCCCCCCGAUGUCCACCAAUUACCAAGAGGUAGCCCUCCGCAGUCAGCCCCACGUCGAAGCCGCAGUCGCAGUGCAGGUGCUCGUAGAAAGAAAAAGGAGCCAUCUGCACAGUUAUAUGAUGAGGACCUGAAAUUGGAAAAACAAAAAACUCCAGCUGGAAAUGGAAGCAUUGGCGGAAAGAAAGAUGUUUUACGAACAGGGAGUAGUGACAAUGCUCCAGGCACAGAAUGUUUUUUUAAAAUGACUGAAUUUCUUAGAGGACAGAUGGAAAAACAGAAGAAAGAGUAA
Molecule: messenger RNA, 804 nt
Organism: Ornithodoros turicata
Lineage: Eukaryota; Metazoa; Arthropoda; Arachnida; Ixodida; Argasidae
Exons: 3
Coding region: 1-804 (267 amino acids)
Cellular component (GO): nucleus
Source: RefSeq, a predicted model, not a curated record